GGCAAGCUAGGCAAACUUCAGCGCUCUGGGAAGGCAGCGAUGUGUUUCCCGCCCAUUUGUCAUCCGGCCACUCAUGUGCUCGGCUGUUUCGGGCUUCGACAGGGGGCCAGCGGCGUCCUUGUGUUGAACGCUCUUUAUGGACUUUGCUUAGUCAUUGUUCAUGCCUUGCUGUUGGGGGAGGUAGACAAGGAACCAGUACCUCCACGACAUGGCGCAUUGCGAGGGAUGCGGGGCAUGCCCGAAGGCAUGCAAAGAGGCCACAUGGAGGGAACCAUGCCACAUGAAGGCCCUGCCACGCCAGACAACGGAGUGGGUUGGCUGAUCCAACUUCUGGAUCUGGACAUCGGUUGGGGUCAUCGACUUUUUGGCUUUGAUGAUCAGAGUGAUCUCAUUGCAGGCCUCAUUUAUGGCGUCUUCAUCAUCGUCGUUUGUGCGUACACCUUUCAUCAGAUUAACAGCGUGCGAAUGGGUGGCGAAUGUUUGAACCUGGCCACAGCCAGUCGCUGGUUUGUUGCAUUUAUGAAUCUGGAGCUCCUUCUGUAUGUGGGCCUGGUCUUGGUGAAACUUCCAAUUCUAUGCAAGAUGCAGGCAGAAUUCAUGCCGAAUCUUACCAUGGAGUGCCAAGUGCAGAGAUUUAUGUUUCUUCAGCGGGUGGUGUGCAAUCUCGUUGCGGCAUCGUUGGCCAUUUGGGUUUUCUCGAGCUACUCCUUUUCCUUGACCUUUGGCAACGUUUCAAUGGAUCAGCCGGAGUUUGCAGAUCAGCUGGAGAUGCGCGAUGCUGCCUUCACAGGGAAGGUGCCGGAUCUGGGCCCAGCUCCACUUGGCAGCAUGGGUGGUCGACAGUCCUUUGCGCCACCACCAUACCAGACCAGACAAAGCUUAGCCCCUCCACAAUCAGCACCGCGAAGUCUCAAUGCGGCACCUGGACGUUCCCAAGUGGGAGGCCGCACCUCAUACCACAUUGGCAACAUGGCCCGUGCUGGGUCUUCCAUGGUCUCCAGUACCUCUGGCGAUCCUGAGACUCAAGCGUUGAUCAAACCUCCGCUGCACGUCUUCUGAUCGCGGGCUCGAGACAAUGCUGCCAGGGCAGAGAAGGAGGUGGAGGCACAAAGCCCACGCCAUUCAAAAAAAAACAAAGGCAG
Molecule: messenger RNA, 1142 nt
Organism: Cladocopium goreaui
Lineage: Eukaryota; Dinophyceae; Suessiales; Symbiodiniaceae
Source: the annotation of a GenBank genome assembly